Pochonia chlamydosporia 170 is the source of this 426-nucleotide messenger RNA. RefSeq lists its product as hypothetical. The transcript has 2 exons. Lineage: Eukaryota; Fungi; Ascomycota; Sordariomycetes; Hypocreales; Clavicipitaceae. The coding region runs from base 1 to 426 and encodes 141 amino acids. The record is from RefSeq and is a predicted model, not a curated record.
AUGUCUGGCGGCUUUUAUAAGUAUCAUUGCAAGUAUUUUUACACCCACAACUGUCAGAACUGGGUUUGGGUAAAUAAUGCGCCAUGUGCAACUUGUAUGGCUGAAGGACGAGAUGAUGAAAAAGCCCCAGCUUCGGGUUGGAUGAUGUCCCGAGAUAUCGCCGUUCCGUGUGUUCAGAACGGCAUCCUGCAAUAUACAAUGAUGGAACUUGUGGCUCCCACUGUUGCUGGAGAGCAUUGGUCUCUCAGAGACAAGACUGCUCGAUCUCAUCCAGUUGCUUCGGUCACCAGCGCCAUGGCUGGACCAGCUGGAACUAUUUCCAGCGAUCCUUGGACUAUCAGAGACAAAACUACUCGACCACCUCCAGCCGUGCCGGUCACCAGCGCCAUGCCGGAGGCAUCUGGUCUGGUCUCCUCCGGGCAGUGA